GAUGUCCAAAUUAUAUUUAAAAACGUCUUCAGACAGAUUUCUCAAUCAUAAAAUUAUAUCCUUAAAUAUAUUAAAAUUAUUCAAUAAUAUUAUCUUUACAAGUUGAAUUUUAAUGUUUUCUAUGAAAGUAUACCAUAUAAUAUUAGUACAUAUCUAUAUGUAAACUAACUGAAACUACUAGAUGAGCCUGCACACCGUUUUUUUUUGCAUCCACAACUUAAAUACAAAAUGUAGUAAAGUUCCCAUUAUAAUAUAUGUAGAUAUUUUUACAUAUGUACGUAAAAAAAAUCACAAAAAUUUAAAUUCAUCUUAAAAAAGUGUUCAUCAGGGAAUGCUUUAUCCUUGUAUCUUUAACUCUACACUCUCAUUUAUUCGCAUUCCCUUUCGUCGCACUAUUCCAAAGGGUAUUAAUGGCAAAUACACGAGAAGUAAGCUGCGCAACCGUAGACAUCUUUUAUUUAUCACGUUUCCCUUUUCUACGCGCGUAUGUGUUGGCGAAGGCAAUAUAAAAGGAUACAGAAAGCAAGACUUGAAAAUAUGAUCAAGUGCAUAUAAAUAUGUGAAUUAUGUAUACCAAAUAUUCUUUGAACUAGAAAAUUUUCACAAAAAACACCAAAUCUGCACUGCACCGCACUCCGUUUAAUAUAUUCUUCACCUAAAUAUAUAUGUACUUACUUGCUAGUGGGCUUGUUGUUAUCGGUGAUGCCGGUGAAGUUAGUGUUGCUGAUCAUUUUGAUUGAUUUUGUGUUUGAUUCGACAGAAAUUCAAAUUUCAAAGUUUAUAAAAAUGUGAACACCGUACGUAAGAAUGCGCUCACGUUAACACUUGACAAAUUUAAUUUUAUAGAGUACCGUUUGGAUAGUUAAGCACUUUUUAGGUUAUAGCACAAAAAAAAUUUCCUUGAUGCCGAUUUUCACACUACACAAAUUUCUUUCGAAUGUAGCGGUAUUAAAAAAUUAAAUGUUACCAAACAAGGAAUAUAAACCGGAUAAAAGCGAAAUAACAAACGAAUGAUCUCAAUAUAUAAUGACCGGAUGGUACAAAAGACGCAAAGUGAAUGAAAUCAAAUAACCGGCGAAAUGACUAGGGAAACACGAUUACCAAAUCAAAAUGUAUCGAUUAUAUGUAAUCGCCAGGCAAUUAUUAGUUUGCUAGAUUUUUUUGAGUGCGUUGAGAGAUUUCAUAAAAAUUUCGAAUAUGCAACUCUGCAGCUGCUCAUAAGAAAUCUAUUACAAUGCAUAGUUAAUAUCCACAUUGGUACAGUCGACGAAUGAGGACCACUGGCACGUUCCACAAAUACGCCACACAGAUUCGUUAAACAUCUCAACAAAUAGGAAAAGUUUGGAGAUUUUCCCUAAAUUAUUUCCAGAAUAUAUGUAUAGAAAAAUAUUCAUCACUGUAUAUUUAGUGAAGUGCGAAAGUAGCAAGCGCUGCUGUAAAACAUAAAAUCAUAGGACAAGUAAAUGCUCAAGUUUUAUUAAAUGUGGUUCCAGAAAGUUAAGAAACUAUCAUUUACAAAAUGUUGAAUCCCGUUUCAACUGAAGCAUUACUCUAUUCGGCUACAUAUGUCGAUAAUUAUAUAGAUUCGGUCGAAAAUCUUCCAGAUGAUGUGCAACGGCAUUUGUCCCGUAUACGUGAUAUAGAUGUACAGUACAGGAGCCUGCUGCGUGACGUUGAUCAUUAUUACGAUUUGUGGCGUUCAUUACAGAAUAAUAACGGCAGUGAAGGGAAUUGUACUAGACGUGCCAGAGCUAUUGCCCGCAUGCAACAGAGCCUUAUACAAGCACAAGAAUUGGGUGAUGAAAAAAUGCAAAUAGUAAAUUUAUUGCAGGAGUUGAUAGAUCAUAAGACACGACAACUAGAUAGUGAUCAAAAAAAUCUCGAUAUUAAAGAGGAAAUGCAACAGCAACAGAGUCGUAUUGAUCAAUUGCAACAAGCUGACGAAAUUGGGGGGCCAACACCAGCGAAACAAGCGCGAGCUUCAAGUCCUACACGUGAUAAUACAUUUUGCGCAAAUGGUGGUUUAUCGAGCGGUGCGGGUGGAGGUGGCUCUACGCCGAAUUCUGAGCGAUCUAGCCAUGCAAGUAAUGGUACCAGUGGUAGUGGGACUAUCAAUGGCGGCAGCAAUGCAGGUACGGCUUCAAUGACAGGCCUAGAAAGUCAACGUUCGGCUAGUAAACGUUCUCGAAGGCGUAACGAGAGUGCGAUUAUGAAUAACAGUAAUGUGGAAUUUGGUGGAAAUGAAUCAAAUUCUGCUAACGAAGGUGGUGGAAGUAAUGGAGGAGGUGGCAAUGAACGACAAAUCGGACAGAAAAUAUCUCUUGUUAGUGCUGCAGCGCAAAAAAAACAUAAUUCCCAGCAUCAAAAUGCCAGUGCCAGCGGUGGUGCUGGUGGUGGAAAUACAUCUGGAGUUGGAGCGGGAAGUGGUAACAAUUCCGGCAAGAAGAAGAAAAGAAAGACACGAGGUGGACAAUCAUCAGCGCAGGCAAAUGUACGUGAAGAGACACCACCUCCGGAUCCAAUUGAUCCAGAUGAACCAACAUAUUGUGUAUGCAAUCAGAUAUCUUUUGGUGAAAUGAUACUCUGCGAUAAUGACCUGUGCCCCAUCGAGUGGUUCCACUUUUCGUGCGUUUCACUGGUACUGAAACCAAAAGGUAAGUGGUUCUGCCCGAAUUGUCGAGGGGAUCGUCCAAAUGUGAUGAAACCAAAAGCUCAAUUUCUUAAAGAGCUAGAACGUUAUAACAAAGAAAAAGAAGAAAAAACCUAGAAAGGACAGUUGAAAAAAGUGCAGAAAGUUAGAAAGAGAGCUGAAAAAUUAUUCCACUCGACCGCAUAGUGACAACGAAGGAUGUUUUCUUUUCAGUUACCAUAUAAACGUUGGUGCAGGCGUUGUACUGGGUUCAGCUCAAAUUCCAUUCUUAAACGCCAAGUGAAAAGCAAUAAACUUUUACGUUUUUUUU
Bactrocera oleae (olive fruit fly) is the source of this 2960-nucleotide messenger RNA. Its product is annotated as inhibitor of growth protein 1. Gene Ontology annotation, cellular component: nucleus. The record is from RefSeq and is a predicted model, not a curated record. Gene Ontology annotation, biological process: positive regulation of DNA-templated transcription. Lineage: Eukaryota; Metazoa; Arthropoda; Insecta; Diptera; Tephritidae.